Purpureocillium lilacinum is the source of this 792-nucleotide messenger RNA. RefSeq lists its product as uncharacterized. Gene Ontology annotation, molecular function: acyltransferase activity, transferring groups other than amino-acyl groups. NCBI's taxonomy places the organism in Eukaryota, Fungi, Ascomycota, Sordariomycetes, Hypocreales, Ophiocordycipitaceae. The record is from RefSeq and is a predicted model, not a curated record.
AUGGACCUCGUCGUCAACCCCGUCCAAAUCUCUGCUCCCGGCAUUGUCGUGGAAGCAGCACGGGUCCCGUCCUUGAUCCCCCCAGCCUGGCAUGACACCGUUCGUCAGCUCGGCAUGAAGGAGCGCAACGAGGCUGGCCUGUCCCUCGCCCAUGCCUUUGCCGCCGACCCCCUGAGCGUCUACCUCCUUGCUGGGGACAACGACAAGCGGCGGUCCCCCGAGAGUCUUUGGAAUCUCCACGUGCGCAUCAUGAGGUACACCUUUGCAGCGUACAGACUCAGGGGUGUGGCCACGGCAAUCGGCCCAGACUACGAGGCCAUUGCCCUGUGGACACCGCCAGGCAAGUUCAACGACGACUGGUGGGCGACGCUCUGGAGCGGCACCUGGCGCCUCUGGUACCUUCUGCCCUCGGAAGCCAGACGCCGUUUCUUCACAGAGCUCGUUCCGGCGCUGCACGACGCGCGGGAGCAAGUCAUGGGAGAGCGGAACAACGACUGCUGGUACCUCGGUUACAUUGGCACCAAGCCCAAUGCUCGCGGUCGAGGCUACGCAAGCAAGCUCAUCGGCACCAUGGCUGAGCGGGCCGAUACCGAGAAUCGCCCGAUUUACCUGGAAUCGUCAUCUCUGGCCAACAAUAAGCUCUACGCAAAGCUUGGCUUCGAGGUCAAGAGCGAGAUUGCCCUGACGCGCGGACCGGCGCCGGUGUAUCUCUACUGCAUGGUGCGCGAGCCGCAGCCGUCGGUGCUACAGCAGUCGGUCACGGAAUCUUCGACCGAGGGCAUCAAGGUUUGA